This is a messenger RNA of Ustilago hordei, 3717 nucleotides long. Its product is annotated as putative COP1 - coatomer complex alpha chain of secretory pathway vesicles. Gene Ontology annotation, molecular function: structural molecule activity; protein binding. NCBI's taxonomy places the organism in Eukaryota, Fungi, Basidiomycota, Ustilaginomycetes, Ustilaginales, Ustilaginaceae. The record is from RefSeq and is a predicted model, not a curated record. Gene Ontology annotation, biological process: intra-Golgi vesicle-mediated transport; retrograde vesicle-mediated transport, Golgi to endoplasmic reticulum; intracellular protein transport. Bases 1 to 3717 code for a protein of 1238 amino acids. Gene Ontology annotation, cellular component: COPI vesicle coat. The transcript has a single exon.
AUGCAGAUGCUCACAAAGUUCGAGUCCAAGUCCAACAGGGUCAAGGGCAUCGCCUUCCAUCCACGGCUUCCUUUGUUGGCUGCUUCCCUUCACAACGGCUCUAUUCAGCUUUGGAACUACCAGACUGGUACCAUCUAUGACCGACUCGAGGAGCACGAUGGUCCGGUUCGAGGUAUCUGCUUCCACCCUUCCCAGCCCCUUCUAGUCAGUGGUGGUGACGAUUACAAGAUCAAAGUGUGGAACCACAAAACUCGUAAGUGUCUCUUUACCCUCAACGGCCAUCUCGACUACGUCCGCACCGUCUUCUUCCACCAUGAACACCCUUGGAUACUCAGUGCCUCCGACGAUCAGACCAUUCGCAUCUGGAAUUGGCAGAGCAGAACGUGCAUCGCCAUCCUCACCGGUCACAACCACUACGUUAUGUGUGCACAGUUCCACCCCAAAGAGGACCUCGUUGUUUCAGCUUCCAUGGACCAGACUGUUCGCGUGUGGGACAUCAGCGGUCUUCGCAAGAAGAACACUUCGGCCCAGCCCAUGAGCAUCGAGGAGCAGAUCGCGCGUGCCAACAGCGGACAGGCUGACCUCUUUGGUAACACCGAUGCUAUGGUCAAGUACGUUCUCGAAGGUCAUGACCGUGGAGUCAAUUGGGCCUCGUUCCACCCAACUCUGCCUCUCAUCGUCUCGGCUGGUGACGAUCGUCAGAUCAAGCUUUGGAGAAUGUCAGACACCAAAGCCUGGGAGGUCGACACCUGCCGUGGUCACUUUAACAACGUCUCCUGCGCUCUCUUCCACCCUCGUCACGAGCUCAUCAUUUCCGAUGCCGAGGACAAGACCAUUCGUGUUUGGGACAUGGGCAAGCGUACUGCCGUCCAGACCUUCCGCAGAGAGAGCGAUCGCUUUUGGGUGCUUACUGCUCACCCCACCCUCAACCUCUUCGCUGCCGGUCACGACAAUGGUCUUAUCGUCUUCAAACUUGAGCGCGAGCGCCCCGCCUUCUCAGUACACCAAAACACCCUUUACUACAUCCGCGACAAGCACGUCCGUUCGCUCGACUACGGUACUGGCGCCGACCAUGCCCUUCUCAGCGUAAAGCGUCUUGGCAACCAGUAUGUGCCUCCACGCACCCUCAGCUUCAACCCAGCAGAGCGCUCUGUCAUCGUCACUUCGGUGAACGGAGACCAGGGCACCUUCGAUGUGGCUCCUUUGCCUCGUGAGGCUGGCGCUGAUCUCGCCGAGUCGUCUAGCGUUGGCAAGCGUGGUCAGGGCUCCAGUGCCAUCUUUGUCGCCCGUAACCGUUUCGCCGUGCUCGACAAGGCUGCUCAGACCAUCGAGAUCCGUGACCUCAACAAUGCAGUGACCAAGACGAUCACUCCUCCCCAGCCUACCAACGAGAUCUUCUUCGGUGGUACCGCCAGUCUCAUCCUCAGCACUGCCACCGGUGUCAUCCUCUACGAUAUUCAGCAGCAAAAGACCCUCGUCGAACUCAUCAGUCCGCCCGUCAAGUACGUUGUCUGGAGCAUCGACGGCGGUAUGGUCGCCUUGCUCAGCAAGCACACCAUCGCCCUCGCCGACAAAUCCUUUUCCUCUAGCAACCUCAUUCACGAGACCAUUCGCAUCAAGAGCGCUGCUUGGGAUGAGAGCGGUGUUUUGCUGUACAGCACCCUCAACCACAUCAAGUACGCUCUGCCCCAGGGAGACAAUGGUAUCAUCAAGACGCUCGAGCAGCCCGUCUACCUUACUCGCGUCAAGGGUAAGACCGUUUCCUGCCUCGACCGAUCCGCUCGCCCUCAAAACAUCACCAUUGACCCCACCGAGUUCCGCUUCAAGCUAGCCCUCGUCCAGGGCAAGUACGACGAUGUGUUGACCAUUAUCAAGAACAGCAACCUCGUUGGUCAGGCCAUCAUUGCUUUCCUCCAGAAAAAGGGCUACCCCGAGAUCGCGCUCCACUUUGUCCAGGACAAGAGCACCCGAUUCGACCUCGCCAUCGAGUGCGGCAACUUGGAUGUUGCCCUGGAGACCGCCGAGUCGCUCAACGUCGACGAGGUGUGGGAGCGUCUUGCUACUGCUGCCCUCCGUCAAGGCAACCACAAGAUUGUCGAGCGUGCUUACCAGCGUACCAAGAGUUUCGACAAGCUCAGCUUCCUCUACCUCAUUACUGGCAACACCGAGAAGCUCGCCAAAAUGUCGGUCAUUGCUGAUAAGCGUGGCGACCACCUCAGCCGCUUCCAUAAUGCGCUCUAUCUGGGUAACGCCGAGGCGCGCGCCAAUGUGCUUUCGGAUGUCGGUUUGCCAGCGCUCGCUUAUGCCGCUGCCAAGUCGAACUGCCUCGAUGGCAAGGCUGCAGCCAUCGCAGCGCAAGCAGGGAUGGAAGAGGAAGCAGCAGAGGUCGACCGCCAGCUCAGCUUGGGUGAGGGUACUUCCAAGUUGGCUCCUCCUACGGCCGUCUCCCAGGCUUUCCAGUACAACUGGCCCAUCUUGAGCAGCGAGCAGAGCUACUUCGACCGUGCGCUCGUCGCUGGCAACCAAGGUGGUCCCAUCUUCAAGGACAAUGCUCUCAAUGGCAAGACGCACGACAUCGAGUCUUGGCUUGAUGGCGAGGCACUCGAAGAGACCGACGAGGAGGACGAGGACGGUAUCGACGGUGCGCCCGAAGAUUUCGGCGAGGCUGAAGAGGCAUGGGACCUUGCUGAGGAGGAGGUGGCGCUGCCAGAAGAGGAGGCUGCUGUCCUUGCUCCUCUGCAAGAAACACCAUUGGAUGGCUUGAGUGCAGGCAGUUCUGAAUCCGAGCACUGGCUUCGCAACUCGGCUGUCGCCGCUGACCACGCUGCCGCUGGAUCUUUCGAGACGGCUAUGACGCUUCUUUCGCGGCAGGCAGGUAUUGUAGACUUUGCACCGCUCAAGCCUCUCUUCAUGUCUUCCUACCUGGCUGCUCGCAACUACCUUCCUGCUGCUCCAAGUGCUGGUCCCAUCGAGGUGCAUCUCCGCCGCAACAAUGAGGAGAGCGACGGCAAGGUGACCAAGUCUCACCCUGCUUCACCCCGAUCCGUCAAGUCGCUCGCUUCGGGCGAUCUGCAGGAAGGCUACCGCGCUGUCAGCGCAAACAAGCUCGCUGAGGCCGAAAGCAUCUUCCGACGUCUCCUUCAUCAGCUUGUCCUCACACCCGCAGCCACCGAAGCAGAGGCCACCGAGAUCCAAGACCUCGUCGUUCUCUGCCGAGAGUACAUCCUCGGUAUCUCAAUCGAACUCAGCAGACGUAAACUGAUCGCUUCGGAACCUGACAAUGUUGCACGCAACCUAGAGCUUGCUGCCCUCUUCACCCAUGCUCAGUUGCAGCCUCAGCACCAGACGUUGGCAUUGCGAAGUGCAAUGACCGAAGCUCGAAAGGUCAACAACUACGCUAUGGCAGCCAGCUUUGCCAAGCGUUUGAUGGACUUGGCUCCUGCACCCGCGGUUGCACAAAAGGCACAGCAGAUCAUCUCGUUGGCUGAGAGGAGUCCGCGUGAUGCUGUAGAUGUGCCAGGGUACAAUGCAUUGGAUCAGAGCUUUGUCAUCUGUGCUGGCUCGCACAAGUUGAUCUCCGCUGGUGGAGCUGGUGCUGUCUUGGACCCAUUGACGGGGGCAAAGUAUUUGCCAGAGUUCAAGGGAACACUGUGCAAGGUUACUCAGAUAUCAGAGGUUGGACGAUUGGGAUCUGGCUUGCGCAGUUACGCCGCGUAA